Molecule: messenger RNA, 1478 nt
Organism: Neopsephotus bourkii (Bourke's parrot)
Lineage: Eukaryota; Metazoa; Chordata; Aves; Psittaciformes; Psittacidae
Gene: MOCS3
Product: molybdenum cofactor synthesis 3
Exons: 1
Coding region: 1-1404 (467 amino acids)
Biological process (GO): tRNA wobble position uridine thiolation; protein urmylation
Cellular component (GO): cytoplasm; cytosol
Molecular function (GO): URM1 activating enzyme activity; adenylyltransferase activity; thiosulfate-cyanide sulfurtransferase activity
Source: RefSeq, a predicted model, not a curated record
AUGGCGGGCAUGGCGGAGGCGGAGCGGCUGAGCGCGGAGAUCAGCCAGCGGGAGCGGGAGCUGCGCGGCCUGCGGGACCGGCUGGCCACCGUCCUGGCGGGGGGUGCCGCGGGGGACACCGCGCACACGGAGGAGGAUGCCUCCGCCUUUCCCGGCGAGCUCCCCCCGCUGCCUGCCCAGGCCUCUCUGAGCCCCGCCGACAUCCUGCGGUACAGCCGGCAGUUGAUGCUGCCUGAGCUCGGCGUGCGGGGACAGCUGCUUCUGGCCCGCUCCUCCGUGCUCGUUGUGGGCUGCGGCGGCCUGGGCUGCCCCCUGGCCCAGUACCUGGCGGCGGCUGGCGUCGGCCGCCUGGGUCUGGUGGAUCACGACGUGGUGGAGACGAGUAACCUGCACCGGCAGGUGCUGCACGGGGAGGCCCGCCGGGGGCUGCCCAAAGCCAUAUCUGCCGCGGCAGCUCUUCGGCUACUGAACUCCACAGUGCAGUACGUGCCGUACUGCGGCGCCCUGAGCCCUCGCACCGCUCUGGAGCUGGUCCGGCAGUACGAUGUCGUCGCCGACUGCUCCGACAACGUCCCCACCAGGUACUUGGUGAAUGACGCCUGUGUUCUGGCUGGGAAGCCCCUGGUGUCUGGCAGUGCCCUGCGGCUGGAGGGGCAGCUGGUCGUGUACAACUACCAGGGAGGGCCCUGCUACAGGUGUCUCUUCCCCAAGCCCCCUCCACCAGAGACAGUGACCAACUGUGCAGAUGGGGGAGUGCUGGGUGUUGUGCCGGGCAUCAUGGGGUGCAUACAGGCCUUGGAAGUGCUGAAGAUCGCCUCGGGAAUGGGUUCCUCUUUCAAUCAGUUCAUGCUGAUGUUUGAUGCCCGAGAAGGGAGAUUUCGCAACAUCAAGUUAAGACCAAAGAAACCAGACUGUGUUGUUUGCGGUGAUAAUCCAUCUGUCACCUGCCUUCAGGAUUAUGAGGCAUUUUGUGGUUCUUCAGCAACAGACAAGUGUAGGACUUUACAUCUGCUGUCUGGUAAAGACAGGAUAUCUGUAGAGCAAUACAAGAAACUGUUGGAUGAGCAAGUUCCUCAUGUAUUGCUAGAUGUUCGUCCACAGGUAGAAGUGGAUAUCUGUUGCCUGGCACACGCUGUUCACAUUCCUUUGAGUAAAUUAGAAGAAAAAGAUGAACAGUAUCUGGAACACUUAGAAAAAAGAAUUUGUGAAGAAAAGCAGAGAACUAAUGGCCAGACAUCGUUUCCUGUAUAUGUUAUUUGCAAAUUGGGAAACGAUUCCCAGAAGGCUGUAAGAAUUCUGCAGGAGUUGACUGUCAAAGAAUUUGCUUCUGUGUUAGCCAAAGAUAUUAAAGGGGGGCUCAUGGCUUGGGCCACUAAAAUUGACCCAACAUUUCCUCAGUAUUAGAAAUUUAAAUGGUGAAAAACAGUACAAAUGUUCAUAGUAAAUUCCAUAGGGUUUCACCUUUCUGUGUCAUAACU